Branchiostoma belcheri (Belcher's lancelet) is the source of this 1920-nucleotide messenger RNA. Its product is annotated as leucine-rich repeat-containing protein 57-like. The record is from RefSeq and is a predicted model, not a curated record. The transcript is spliced from 5 exons. NCBI's taxonomy places the organism in Eukaryota, Metazoa, Chordata, Leptocardii, Amphioxiformes, Branchiostomatidae. The coding region runs from base 244 to 957 and encodes 237 amino acids. Gene Ontology annotation, molecular function: protein binding.
GAAACACCGAAGGGUUGUUGUUGUUUUGGAAAUGUAAAUUUAGAGACCGUUUUUGUCUUUUGGCGGGAAAUUCCAUAAAUUCUGUGAAAAUUAUGGUGUAGAGAAACUGUUAGGAAAAGUUUGCGUCGUAGAUAGCCUUGCUUUUCGAGAUACCGUGAAGAAAGGGCGCGGACGUGAAGAAAGAAGGUGUGGGAGGGGGGCAGCAGUGUUUUCACCCUAGUAGCUUCUUGACACUUCCUGAAGAUGGGAAACGCCGUGAACAAACACAUCCAGACUGCCGAGAAGACUGGCGUCUGUGGACUGGUCGGCAUGAGACUUGACGAGUUCCCACCAGAACUGCAGAGACUGUCUAAGAAUCUGAGGACCUUAGAUGUGUCCAACAACAAGAUAGCGGUGUUGCCUAAGACCAUCGGCCAGUUUGGUAUGCUGAAAAGCUUCACAAUCAGCAACAACCGACUAGAAACCCUUCCAGAAGAGUUCUUCCAACUAAAGAAGUUGGAGACACUUUCACUAGAAAACAACAGGAUCCAGAGACUUCCCACGUCUGUGGACAAACUGACCAACCUGAAGUCGCUGUCGCUAGCGGGGAACAAGGUGGACAGCUUCCCGCUCGCUCUGUGCAAGCUCAGACACCUGGACGCACUGGACCUCUCACGAAAUGCCCUGACGGAGAUUCCUGAAGGGGUCGGUGACCUACAGGUCAUUGAACUCAAUCUCAACCAGAACCAGAUCAAUAACCUGACAGCUGCCCUGGCCACCUGUCCGCGGCUGAAGGUGCUGCGGGUGGAGGAGAACUGCCUGCAGCUGUCCACCAUCUCUCCCAAGAUCCUGGGGGAGUCCAAGGUGUCUGUCCUGGCGUUAGAGGGAAACCUGUUUGAGGUUAAGGACCUGAGGGAGUUGGAGGGUUAUGAAAAGUACAUGGACCGAUUCACAGCUACACGGAAGAAGUUUGACUGAGGGACAGAAUCAUCCCAGGAAACACUUGUGGAAUAUACAUUUAUCUACUCAUCAAUCAAGAACAAACACACAGACUGAAAAUAGUUAAUCUUAUUGUUCUUGAAAAGAUAGGGAUCGGUGUAGGUUACUUGUUACAAAAAAAGUAUGUUGUGUGCAGAUAAAAUGUUGUAUCACUGGAAUUGAAUGUAUGUUUUGUUUAUAGUACCAGUAUAGGUACACUACUUGCCAGUGGCCUUAUUGCAUGCAAGUUGAAAUUUCCCUGCCACCACACACUGAAAUUUCUGUUCAAAAGCAAAGACAAAAAAAAGAGAAAGAAUAGGGUAAUGACAUCACUUCUACCAUUCUUAUAUUCAAAUAUUAGUCAAAUAUUCCUGACCUGUGAUAUUUGCAUCUUGCACUGAUUAUGUUGUGUUUUGUUGACAAGUUUUCAUGGACAACACCUGUAAUAGCAGUGUAACAGGCCAGAAGGUACCCCUGGUCAGAAUGUACCCCUGGUCAGAAUGUCUCCCGGUAUAUUCUGGCCAGGGGUACUUUCUGGCCUGUUGCACUGGCAGACCACGAUGGAGGAUUCCUACAGAAAAUGAUAGAAUUGUUCCCAAAGUGCUUUGUCUUCUUACUAGGUGUGCAGCCAAUUUUCAGGUUUCAAAGAUGCCAAACGCAAACGUCAUGAUUAUGGAUAUAAAGUCCGCCAACUGUAACAAGUAUGAUAAUGUGGACAAAAAAAGUGGCGAACAUACAUGUGUACCAGGUAGAAUGUUGAAAGGUCUGUAUGUAACAUUUAUGAUAUUUUUUUAGGUUUGCCAAAGAAAAACAUUGUUUUUGCCGUUCCUUGUUCAUCUCCUCCAAACAGUAACCCCUGACAUGGCCAAUGACCUGAUUCGUUGACAUCUGUCACCAUGGUAACUGGUCCUGGGUUACAUAAUGUUGCAAUUUCAUAGUAGGAGGGAUUUAGACUCCUUUCAC